AUGAGUUCUUUGACGUUCCGUUUCGACCCACCAGAGAGACCCAAGAAAAAGAAGUUUGACAAACGCCUGGUUUUCGAUCUUCUAACCAAUUACUUGCAACCCACCGCGAAAGAAAGGCCCCAUGAUGUCGCAGAGGAGAUCAUCCACCAUAUGCGGAAGGCUGGCGACGCGGAACACGACAAACUAGCGGAACUACUGGUCCAGAUAGCAACCCAAAUCCCCUAUAAUCAUGUGUCUCAGCUUAAACUAGUUCGAAUCGCUGAGAUCCUCGGCUCGCCAAAGGAGAAUUUUGGCUGGAUCUUCGGCGGAACCAAGUUUGUGAAGCGAACCAGAAGACUUUCCAAAUUGCGCGCCUUAGUGCAAGAUGAAAUCCCAUUUGACACGUUCAAGCACGCUGAGUACUUUAUAAAUUUUCAUUCUUUUUGCGCCCUUCUGAGCGCGGGUUCUCUGUGGGAUACAAAUCCCAGCUUUGCAAUUAGGUGUCUGCGAGCUGCCUUUGAAGACCGUGCUCGCCACGACGAUGGUGGUUCGGUCCAGGGAGCUCGCCGCAGACCUUAUGGCUUCGUCAUGGCAGCAGCUCAGUGGAUUUUUUGGUACGGACAAGCUCUAUACAAGCAAGUCACUUGGUCCGACUUUGGCAAUGACCCAAUAACGGCCAGCAUGUGGCAAUGCGGGCCGGGGUACAAGGCGAGUGGGUUGGCAAGGGGAGUGCUGGACAAGUCUCGCUGGGAGUUUUGGAGAACGGGAUUUCAGACUGCUGCGCGUGAGAGCACGUAUCCCGAAGAGUGUAGGAUUCUCGCGUCGAAAGCGGCAUGCAUAAUGGAACAACUUGAGAGGGACACGGUCUUUAGUCGUUAG
Pochonia chlamydosporia 170 is the source of this 858-nucleotide messenger RNA. RefSeq lists its product as hypothetical. NCBI's taxonomy places the organism in Eukaryota, Fungi, Ascomycota, Sordariomycetes, Hypocreales, Clavicipitaceae. The record is from RefSeq and is a predicted model, not a curated record. The coding region runs from base 1 to 858 and encodes 285 amino acids. The transcript has 3 exons.